Tetrahymena thermophila SB210 is the source of this 423-nucleotide messenger RNA. RefSeq lists its product as hypothetical. The record is from RefSeq and is a predicted model, not a curated record. Lineage: Eukaryota; Ciliophora; Oligohymenophorea; Hymenostomatida; Tetrahymenidae. The transcript has a single exon.
AUGAAAUAGUAAAAAAUCAAUUAAUAAAUAAUAAAAUCAAAUAUUGAAAAUAAAAAUCAGUUAAAUUAAGAAAUAUAAAAGAAAAAAAAAAAAAAAUAUAAAAAAGAAAUUUAAAUCAAAUAAAAAGCAAAAAACAAAUUAAAAGAGCUCUUUUUUUUUAAAUUCAAUUAUAUAAUUAAAAAUAUCACAAUCCAGUAUAAAUAAACUGAAUUUACCUAAGAUCAAGUGUCAAAUUUGAGAUAUUAGUGCAUUUUAAUAAAGCAGAAUAUAAACUUGAUUCAGCUUCAUCAUUAAUAUAAUUGCCACUUUUUAAAUAUUGAAGAAAAAAUAAAUGAAUAAUUAGUUAUAAUUUUAUAAGGAAAAAUGAAGAAAAAAUAUAAAAUUAUAAGAAAUAAAUUAAUAAAUAAUAAAACUAAAUAUUGA